UUAAUAAUGCAUGGAAAUAUGGAUUAUUCUGCAUAAAAGACAAUGGAAGCCCAACUAUUUCUCUCUCCCGUCUCCUCUCUCUCCACUGCUUCCUGAUCUUCUUAUCUCUCCCCCCAAAGGUUUGGUAGUAUUCAAAGAACCAAACUCUUUUAGAGAAAAAAAAAAAUCAGAAAUUGGGGGUUUUGAUCCUUGUUUCAAAUUUUCAACAAAAUCAUUUGAGUUAUGGCCACGCAUCAGCUGGAAAAAACCAGAGAAAUGGCUCUAGACACCUUCAGCAGGCAUGAAGAAGAAAGGCUAAAACCGUUGCCAAAAACUGCCCCUGCCUCACCACCUUCAUCUUCCUCCUCCCCCUCCCAUGAAUUCUCCUUCACUCUCUCGCUCCACACUUCUUCUUCCACAUCAAACCCUAAUCACCAAUCCAAAUCCAAAACCACCACCCCACCUUCUUUCGCCAUUGAUUUGUCCCCCGCAGACGAAAUAUUCUUCCACGGCCACCUCCUUCCUCUCCAGUUUCUCUCUCACCUGCCCGUCUCUCCUCGCUCCUCCACCAACUCGCUCGACAGCUUCACCCUCCCCAUCAAAGGGCCGCUAGAAGAUCAAAAACCAACCAGAGAAACCGCUACCACCUAUGCCGAAAACUGCAUUCGAAACCGAAACAUCCUAAACAACAAGAACAACAGCUGCAGCAGCAUUGACAAGAGAAUCCCACGUCAGGGAAGCAAACACGAGACCAGGGGAAGAACAAAGUCCAAGUCCUUUUCGAUUUUCGGGCUUCCCAGACGGCGAAAAGAUUGUGAAAAUGGUGAAAAGGAGGAGAACAAGGAGAUGAAGAACAAGAGGAAGGUGAAGUUUGAUAUUAGUCAUAUACUGAAGAGGUACGUGAGAAUGUUGAGGCCGCUGUUGUUGUUUAGAGGGAGGAGAGAGAAGGGGCAGUUCCGGCCGCAACCCUAUUCGUUUUCAGGGAAUUUGAGCAUGUUAAACAAGCAUGAGUUGAGAGGUGGGAGGGGGGAGUUUUCGGCUCCGGCAUCGAUAAGGACGUCUCCAACGAAUAGCGGGCAUCUUGUUGCAACUGCAGCUACAAAUGUUCCUUGUUCUACAAGUGACAGCACCAUGGAAGAGUUGCAGGCUGCAAUUCAAGCUGCAAUUGCUCACUGCAAGAACUCCAAUGCCACAGAAGAGAAGCCCAAAUGUUGAAGAAAAUUAGAUAGCUAGAGCCUAGGAAGGUAAAAAUCAGGGGAAAUUUUAUAUUCGUAUUUUAUUUGUUAUUUGCAUAUAUAUAUAUAUACUAGCAUAUAUGAUGAUGGUGUAUGUAUUAAAUGAGUUAAACAAUUUUGUUCAGUAGAUUACUCCAUCUGCAUUCAAAUGGGUUGAGGAUCCAAA
Malus domestica (apple) is the source of this 1380-nucleotide messenger RNA. RefSeq names its product BRI1 kinase inhibitor 1-like. The record is from RefSeq and is a predicted model, not a curated record. Lineage: Eukaryota; Viridiplantae; Streptophyta; Magnoliopsida; Rosales; Rosaceae. Gene Ontology annotation, molecular function: kinase inhibitor activity. Gene Ontology annotation, cellular component: plasma membrane.